Messenger RNA from Talaromyces marneffei, 882 nucleotides. RefSeq lists its product as uncharacterized. Lineage: Eukaryota; Fungi; Ascomycota; Eurotiomycetes; Eurotiales; Trichocomaceae. The record is from RefSeq and is a predicted model, not a curated record. The coding region runs from base 1 to 882 and encodes 293 amino acids. The transcript has a single exon. Gene Ontology annotation, molecular function: catalytic activity.
AUGGCUUCACAUCCCGCAAAUCAAUCCGAUGACGCCGCUGCUGCCACCACGUUCUCCUUGAUAUCCUCCCUCCGAUUCGACCCCAACCUCCCCAGCAUUGCCAGCAUAUACGCCCAAGAAUCCUAUCCCGAACCUCACGAUUCUCCCUACUACCUCCUCCGCUUCCAUCAAGACCGCCUCCUCGAAGCUGCUACCCACUUUAGAUGGCCCAAAGCAGUCGCAUUCCUGCAGCAACCGCAGGACAAAUUCGUCGAGGCGCUUGACGCAUUUAUACCGGAUCACAGUAAAGCAUGGAGAUUACGGAUAAUGGUUGAUGCGGAAGGGAAAUGCGAGGUUGAGGUGCAUCCCGCAACUGCGUGGCCGCUUCGGUGCAUGUUUUUGCCUACUUCUUUCGGUGAACUAGAAUCGUUGGGUGGUUCGUUUCCGUGGAGGUUGGUUAUUGAUACGACCUCAACUGAGCCAUCGCAGUUUACUACUUAUAAAACUACGUCCAGGGAUCAUUACAAUGCAGCGCGGAAGAGAGUUGGAAUUACCUCACGAACGGACCCUGUAGAGGUGUUACUGUUCAACCCGGAGGGCGAGGUUAUGGAGGGAAGUAUAACUUGUGUGUAUUUCAGAACGCGACCACAUUAUCAACCUCAUCAUCGUCAUCAUCAUCGUCGUCGUAACCAGGAAGAAGGUAAAAUUUGGGCAGAAUGGGUUACGCCUCCUCUGAGUAGCGGUGGGAUGGUUAGCGUAACUAGGCAGUAUGCUUUGUAUCAUGGAUUCUGCGCAGAGCAAGUGAUUCGAGUAGAUGAGCUUGUUGAUGGGGAGAGAUGUCUAAUCAGUAAUGGGGUUAGAGGGUAUAUGCCUGCUAUACUGGAGUUGGGGGCGUCGCAAUGA